ACAUUUGUACGGUUUGUAGUGUAUUCAGUAUUGUAGUUAAUGUCAUCACCGGUCAGCUCUUCGUUGCUGUUCGGUAUGCCGUCCGUGAAACUAGUGAAAUAAUAUGUUUAGUAUGUAUAGAAUUAAUGAAACGAAAGAAUGUGAUUUACAUAAAUUAAUCAAAUGGCUGUCAAAUUACCAUACAGUUUGUGAGCAACUAUCGUGUUCGAAAUUAAAAUUGUUCUCCCAGCGUUUGUUAAGAUAACGUUCUAUUAGUAAUCUAGAAUAAUAAUAAUUCCUUUACUAUCUUUUAUUUAUAUUUUUUCCUUAUUAUUUUUUUAUUGUUAUGCGUUCCACACCGAAGUCUCAACCCGAAUAGUUUACAGCGUUACAUUGUUUAUAUUAGCUGUGUCUGCAUAGUUUUUAGUUUAGUAUAAUAAGCAUGAACAACAUCAGGGGUUGUAUUAAUUAUUUGAAAGAUCCAGAGUUGGUUGCUCGUUUUCAAAGAUUUUUCGGAGUCUUACGCUAUGAGAUCUCAGAGAAUGGCACCAUGUUACCAAACCUUGAAAAUGGCCAAUCCAAAACCAACAGCAGUGUUGUGCGAAAGGAAAAUGAGAUUGAUCAUUAUAUUACCAAUCACUUUUGGUAUUAUUUGUAUUUGUUCGGCACGUAUCUUGGUGAUGAAAUUGGAUAUUCAAUUAUCAUACCAUUUUUGAUUUGGAAUGUAGACUCGGCGGUUGCAAGGAAAAUGGUACUUGUCUGGGCUGUCGUCAUGUAUAUUGGUCAGUCCAUUAAAGAUAUAGUACAAUGGCCAAGACCAGCAUGUCCUCCAGUUGUUAGACUGCAAACAAAAUGGUCCAUUGAAUAUGGAAUGCCAUCAACUCACGCAAUAAUCAGUCUUGCUUUACCAUUUUCUAUUUUACAUUAUAUAUCAAAUCGAUAUCAAAUUAACUAUAGUAUUGGCAUUGUUAUAGUACUUUUAUGGUGUUUGUUAAUUUCACUUAGUCGUUUAUACUUGGGCAUGCACUCAGUUUUGGAUGUGGUUGCUGGUUUAUUAUUAGCUAUUUUUUUGUUGAUUCCAUUUAUACCAUUAGCUGAUGUUUUAGAUCGUUAUCUGAUGUAUAGUAAAUGGACACCAUUGUUACUUCUUAUUGUUACUGUGAUUUUAAUACUCAUUUAUCCAACUGGUGAACAGUGGACUCCUACCAAAGGUGAUACAACUAUGAUUGUUGGAACUUGUGCGGGUAUAUUAACUGGAGGAUGGUUGAUGGUCACAUUAGGUUUGCAGGAUGAUUUUCGUGUUAUUAAUCCAAUAAAUAACUCUAUUAAUUGGCCUACGUUAUAUGAGAUAGGUGUGAUUGUGAUCAGAAGUGGUUUGGGCUAUGUGUGCAUAGUCUUGCUUUUCUUAAUUAUUAAGUAUGCAUUAUGUGUUGUAGAUGUAAUUUUAUUAAAAAGUGGUAUUCAAAUUAUGGAUGAUGUGCUGAAGAGACAUAUUCCUGUAUUAGAUAUUACUUAUAAGUAUAUCACAUUUUACUUGGUAUCUUUCAAUAUUUUAGUUCUAAUACCUCUGUUGCAAAAACUGUUACAUAUGGAAAGACUGUCAUAUUACCAUGAAGCUAAGUAGUGUUCAGCAUUU
Molecule: messenger RNA, 1615 nt
Organism: Sipha flava (yellow sugarcane aphid)
Lineage: Eukaryota; Metazoa; Arthropoda; Insecta; Hemiptera; Aphididae
Product: sphingosine-1-phosphate phosphatase 2-like
Exons: 6
Coding region: 422-1603 (393 amino acids)
Biological process (GO): phospholipid dephosphorylation; sphingosine metabolic process
Cellular component (GO): endoplasmic reticulum membrane
Molecular function (GO): sphingosine-1-phosphate phosphatase activity
Source: RefSeq, a predicted model, not a curated record